Haliotis rufescens (red abalone) is the source of this 1640-nucleotide messenger RNA. RefSeq lists its product as uncharacterized. The record is from RefSeq and is a predicted model, not a curated record. Lineage: Eukaryota; Metazoa; Mollusca; Gastropoda; Lepetellida; Haliotidae. The transcript has 13 exons. Bases 23 to 1456 code for a protein of 477 amino acids. Gene Ontology annotation, molecular function: signaling receptor activity.
CUCCAUAACAGCUAUUAUGUGAAUGCAUCUGUUAUUCGAUAAUCAACAAAUUAUAGACGAAAGCUCAGCACUGUGCUCUUCGGCUCCCACAGAAAUGAAAGUUGUUCUCCUCGUUACUUUCCUUGCCUUUGUAACCAACGCCGCUGGAAUUUUCCCAGGGUGCCCCGACGAUUGGACACAGGUGAAGAGAAAGUGCUACAAGUUUGUGAACGAAGAAGUUAAAAGGGAUAAUGCAUCUGCCACAUGUGGAGACCGCUAUGGUGCUACGCUGGCAACGAUUCACAAUAGGGAAGAGAAUGUAGCCGUCCAAGAUCUUAUAUAUGGCCACAAGUAUGCGUGGAUCGGUCUGGAUCGCAGAAAUGGAUACUUUCGUUGGGACGGCAGAUAUAAAUUUCAGGUCCGUUUUCAAAACUGGGUGGGUUGGCAGUAUCGUAAAGGAAAGGAAUGCGUACAGAUCGUCCAAACUGGCUAUUGGCAACCCGCGCAUUGCAAUAAGCGCAUCUCGUAUGUAUGUGGGAAAAUAGUUGAUUGUGAACCUGGAUGGUUUGGAGAUGAAUGUGAGCGCCAGUGUCACUGCUACCUGGGCCAUGACUGUAAUGACGAACCUUGUCCGUAUGGAUGUGAGCCGGGGUGGAAUGGAGAAAUGUGUGACACGCACUACCGAAAGCCUAAAGUGACAUUCUACUGUAUGAAAACAAGGGGAGGAGGCUACAGUCUGAGGGUUUUCUUUGACCGGUAUGUUGACCUCUACCAGAGAAUCGGAGCUGUAAACGCUGAAGGAGACAUCAGUCCCAGCUGUAGCAACGAUAGAUUUAGAAGGACCGGUGUUCGUGAUAUACAUUUAAAUGUUCAGAUUCCAAGAGUGUCAGGAGCACUGAAACCAGAUUGUCCUGCAGAAACAGUUGCUGAUGGGAUCCUGCGAUGGACGUUCAGACUUCAGAAGAAAGAAGGUAUAGAAUCAGUUGAAGAUGAGGAACUUCAAGUCCAGUGUGAUCUGUCUGAAGCUGAUGCUGCAUAUGAUUCCGAGCGUGUCGUGAUGGAAGAGAAUCGUGAGAUUCCCUUAACGACUGCCACACAGAGUAGAGUCAAUGUACGGACAUACCUAGCUCAUCCUGGAACUCUGGAACCGGUGACAAACCUCGCCCUUGGUGCUCCUGUCAGACUGGUGGUCACGCUUCCUGAAGGGGAUGAUCUUGUCCACCCGUUCUUUUAUCCCCGGUCCUGUCAAGCUUCAUCGCCAGAUGGGAAGGUUUCUUUUCAAAUGACCAAUUCCAAUGGCUGUCCUCGAAAUGAAUACGAAACCUUUUUGGGAAAAAUGGACAAGGCCUCGGGUGUGAUCCAGUCGGACAUGUUCAAAAUGUUUCGGCUGUGGGGAUACACCGACGUGGUAUUCAGUUGUACUCUGGUAGUACCAAGAUUAACUCGUCUAAAAUAUCAGAAACCGAGUUGUUCCUAGUAAUGAAGGACAACGCGGAUGAAAGGUCAACUGCAAAGAUCAUACCACCGACUCAUGGACUGCAGCCAAUCAACAAACCAUAUGUUAACACUCGGUUGAUACACCAGCCAAUCAAGAACCUGGAUGAAGUUCAAUCCUCACAUGUUUAUAACAAAAUCUUUUCACUUGAAAUAAACAAAAGCAA